Messenger RNA from Trichosporon asahii var. asahii CBS 2479, 1593 nucleotides. RefSeq lists its product as uncharacterized. The record is from RefSeq and is a predicted model, not a curated record. The transcript is spliced from 4 exons. Gene Ontology annotation, biological process: transmembrane transport. The coding region runs from base 1 to 1593 and encodes 530 amino acids. Gene Ontology annotation, molecular function: transmembrane transporter activity. Gene Ontology annotation, cellular component: membrane. Lineage: Eukaryota; Fungi; Basidiomycota; Tremellomycetes; Trichosporonales; Trichosporonaceae.
AUGACGUCCGCGAAAGUCGUUACCUCGGAGAUCGAGCGCAUGCCGACGAAUGGCUCGAUCUCAUCUGAGAAGCUUGGCGACAACCACAAGGAUGAGAAGGGCCUUGCCGUCGUCGAUGUCCUUGAGAGGGGCUCUCUCGACGAGCAUGAGAAGGUCAUCUACGCCGAGGACCAGUUCACCGAAAAGGAGUACAAGCGCCUUCGUCUGAAGAUCGACUUCAUCAUCAUGCCCAUCAUGAUGAUCAUCUUCGGUCUGAACUAUUCUGACAAGACGUCUCUGUCCUCGGGUGUGAUUUUCGGUCUCAAGGAGGACACGCACCUCAAGCCGCAGGAAUACAACAACCUGAACAGUUUCUUCUAUCUUGGUUUCGCUGUCGCGCAGUUCCCAAUGGGUGCUCUUCUGCAGCACUUCCCUCUCGGAAAGGCUAUCAGUGUCACUGUUAUUAUCUGGGGUGCCAUGUGCAUGUGCCUGGCCGCCUGCAACAACUACUGGCAGCUUUCCCUGGUCCGCACGCUCCUCGGAUGGUUCGAGGCCGCCGUCAUGCCCGGUUUCGCCAUCAUGACGUCUGCCUGGUACUUGCGUCGUGAGCAGACGCUGCGACAGACGCUCUACGCUUCGAUGAACACUUUCUUUGCCAUUAUCUUCGGUGUUGGAAUCUACUACAUUGCGCUGGACGCGCAGACGCGCGGCGGCCUCGCGGCGUGGCGCGUCAUUAACCUCUUCCUCGGCGGCACGACUGUGGGCAUGGGUAUCAUUUGCCUCAUCUUCGUCGGCACCCCCGACGAGGUCUGGUGGCUUACGAAGCGCGAGAAGCUCAUGGCCAAGGCGCGUAUCGUGUCGAACGGCACUGGCGGUGGUGAGAGCCACCCCUGGAACUGGGCUCAGGUGCGCGAGUGCUUCCGCGACCCGCAGCUGUGGCACAUGGUCGCCGCCAACUUCCUCAACUGCAUCCCGAACGGAGGCCUGACCGCGUUCGGUAUCUUGAUCAACAAGACGUUCGGAUUCAACAGCCUCGACACAAUCCUCUACUCGCUCCCCGGUAACGCCAUCACUUGCGUUUGCAUCAUCCUCGCCGGUUUCUGCGUCUACUACUUCCCCAAGUCGCGCUUCCCCAUCGCCAUCGCCGCCCAGCUCUGGACUUGCUUCAUUCUCCUCUUCGUCGGAUUCACCCCUCUCACCAUGAACCGCUGGGUGCGCUGGGCUUUCUACCAGUUCUACCCCAUCUACUCCAUCACCAUGUUCCUCGUCUUCCCCCUCAUGACUGUCAACGUCGCCGGCCGUUCCAAGAAGACCGUUUUCGGUGCCUCAUGUCUCAUGGCCUACUGUAUUGGUAACGUCGUUGGAGGACAGAUCUUCGUUCCUGCCGACGCCCCUCGCUACCACCGCGCCCUCAUUGCCUGUGCCAUCUGUCUCUGUGUCAACGCCAUCAACCUCGGCUGCAUGCAGUGGUACUACAAGCGCCAGAACAAGCGCCGCGACAAGGAGUUCGCCGAGUCGGGCAUGGCAGAGGAGGAGCGUGAGCUACAGACCCGCCUCGCCGGAGAGAGCGGCCUCACCGACAAGGAGAACAAGUACUUCCGCUACUGGUGCUAA